Naegleria lovaniensis is the source of this 2673-nucleotide messenger RNA. RefSeq lists its product as uncharacterized. Lineage: Eukaryota; Heterolobosea; Eutetramitea; Acrasida; Naegleriidae. Gene Ontology annotation, biological process: cellular response to glucose starvation; negative regulation of TORC1 signaling; cellular response to amino acid starvation. The transcript has a single exon. The coding region runs from base 1 to 2673 and encodes 890 amino acids. Gene Ontology annotation, cellular component: KICSTOR complex. The record is from RefSeq and is a predicted model, not a curated record.
AUGAUUCAACGUCUUAUUCAAAGUGAUUACUUUUCGAAAGGAGUAGUUGUGGAUGAUGCGAAUCAGAACAGUGGUAACAACAACACUACCUCUCCAACAACAUUAUCAGACAAACAACACAACACUCCGUUAUUGAAUACGCAACAAGUAGAAGCCUCCUCUUCCGGCACUCCUUCCUUACAAAUUCCAAAUAACAAUUCAACCACUACUACUGCUACUACUAAUACCUCUUUAUAUUCUCCUCCGAGUAAUAUUUCAUUAUAUUUUCAAUAUAUUGCCAAUCUUGAUUUCAUUCAAGCUCAUACUCUCAUUCGUAACUAUCAAGAAUUGAAUCAACCUCAAAAAUUAGGCUCUCUUCAUUCAUCUUCCUCUACUCCCUAUUCAUCAAGUACUCUCUCUAAAUAUAAACAAAAUGAAGAGGAAGUGAUUCAAUCCUUAAAAAGAUUUAUUCAAUGCGAAACACUUUAUUACGAUGCCAAUUAUUCACCCAAUGAAAAACAAGAUUUACAUUCAUUAUAUUCAUUAUUGAGCAGUAAUUUAUCAUUAAUUGCAAUGAAUGCUCCUUAUGAAUAUUUGAGUAAUUCCAAUAACAAUGGAUCUUCAAAUAGUCCUUAUAUGGACAUGCAUCAUUCACAAUCCAUAGAUCAAAUUCAUUCUUCCCAUGAUCAUUUAUUAAUGAUGAUGUCCAUGAUGGAUCAAACACAAUCAGGUCAUAUGGAUACAAUGAAUGCAACAAGUAGUGUUGUAGAUUAUAUUGUUUACAAAAUGGGAUCAUCCCUUUCUCCUACCACAUCUUCUUCUUCUCAUUAUUAUCAUCAAUUGACUCUUAUUGAUAAGGAAUUCAUUCUAAGCAAACAAAUUAUUAAGGAUUUUAGAAUGCUCAUUCAACUACGAUUAGAAAUUAUUGCCUUUUAUAGAAUAUUAUCAAGAUACAAACAUCCACCUAAAUAUGAUAAUUAUGUUAGAAUUAUUAAUAGUUUAAAAUCUAAAUAUAUUAAUAGAAUUGGUCAUCAAUUCUUUGAAAGGAUUGUACAAAAUAUUAAUAUGGAAUUGAAUACACUGAUAUCAUUAUUUGAAUGUGAAUAUAAUAUAUGUAACUAUAAAUAUAAGGAAAGUGUAUUUACCAUGUGGAAGACGAAACAUUUAUUUAAACAAUGGAAUGAAUUAUUUUAUAAAUGGAAAAUAGAAAUGAAUGAAAUACAAUCUCACUAUUGGACACAACCUCAAAAUUUUGGUAUAAUGACAACGACAACAACAACACCAUCACGAGGAGAUGCAAUCUCUAACUUGUCCUCUGUGGCUGCUAUGAAUACACCUUCAAUUAUGGUACAGCCACCUCAUAUGGGAAAUAUUUCCAAUCAUCAUUUACCAACGAGCCAUGAAAGCCUUUCUUUAGAAACAAGUGCAACUUCAAGUACUACUAGUUUGAAACAAGUCAAUUCUCUCCAUACUACCACGAAUAUGAAUACGAAUACUACUACUUCAAACACCAUAAACACAAAUACUAUUACUCCAACUACUACCAAUACCAAUACCACCAACAAUACCACCACAAUGAAAUCAUCUCAAGUAGAUGAUUCAUCUCCAAAUAAUUUAAACAAAACUAAUUUAUUCAAAUGGAUGACCAUGAUAUUUGGAUUUAGUCAAUCGAAAUUUACAUUUAUUUUUCAUGAUAUCAUUACCAAUCAAUCCAGUAUGAUUGUUAAUAAUUUAUUGAAUCAUCAUACCAAUGGUACAAUGAAUGAUCAUCAUUCACCUCUCAUUCCACCCUCACUAGCAGUGGAUUAUAUUCAAUGGAUUCAAUCAUUUAAUGAAAUUGUAAAACCAGAAUCCGUGUGUUUGAUUUAUAAUGCCACACAUGAUCAUUUAGAUACAACACCAAUUUUAGAAACAGAUCCUGAAAAGGGAUAUGUGAUGAGAAUUCGAAGUCAAGAAAAUACUGAAGAUUUAUCAUUGAGUGGAAUUAAAUUAUAUCCAUGUGUGUUUCAUUAUCCAACAACAUUUAUUCAAGAAGGAAGUAGUGGUGGUAUUGGGGGUGGUAUGAAUAGUAGUAGUACAGGUAUUGGUGGUGGUAUGAAUAGUAGUAGUGUUAGCAGUGGUAUUGGGGGUGGUAUGAGUAGUAGUAGUAGUGGAAAUGGUACUCACUCUCAAAGUAACAGUCAUACCACGAAUAGUACUACCACUCCCAUAACAACAACAUCAAUACCAAUAUCAACAACAACAACAUUGGAAACCACUGCCACUCCAGAACGAAAAAUUACCAAACAAACACUCAUGUACACGUAUUGGCCGAACCUUUUAUCACUCAUUAUGGAGAAUGGAUCUGAUCUUGAAGUGGCUGAAGAAGCGUUUUAUUUUACAGAUCCAAAAACAUUUACUACUUAUUAUUUGUGUAUGGUCACUCCAAAAUUGUAUUUGGCAAGUAUUGUGAUCAAACCAACAUCAAAGGAUCAUCAAAUAGCACUCAAGUUUAUGGCACAAAUGAAUAAUUUUAUUAGAAAUAGAAAGGUAUUCAAUUACUUGACAUCGGUCAUACCUCAACAACCUCAAUCAUCGAAUGGUAAGAAUCAUUCAGUGUCCUCACAAGCAUCACCACAUAGUUCCAUGAAAAUGACAAGUCCAUCGAAAUCAGCCUCCAAGUUUUCUCUUUUUGGAGGAUCGAAGAAAAAGUAA